Molecule: messenger RNA, 2242 nt
Organism: Aphanomyces astaci
Lineage: Eukaryota; Oomycota; Saprolegniomycetes; Saprolegniales; Verrucalvaceae
Exons: 1
Coding region: 1-2100 (699 amino acids)
Cellular component (GO): extracellular matrix
Molecular function (GO): protein binding
Source: RefSeq, a predicted model, not a curated record
AUGGCAUCACCACCACCGCAGCUCAAGGGGCCUACGCUGAAAUUGAACCAGCACCGCAACGCCGCGAGUGAGCCAUACGUUCUCGGUCUUCGCUUGCGCUGGUUUCGUCGGCUUGUUCUCACGGUUGUGUACACGUUGCACAUCAUGUCCGCCAUCUACUUUCUCAGCCUCGCCUACCUCAUGCUCACCCUGACGCCGUUUGAGGCCACUGCCAUGCGGGCGUACGCCCCCCGACCGUCCUCGAUCCUGUUUCUAGGCAUGGCGUGCCUUCACUUGACACCGUUUUUCAAGCUGUUUUACUCAUCCAGCCCCAUACUGAGGCAUCUAGUCCGGAGAGUUGCCGCAAGGAAAACGGCCACCCGCUUCACCGCACGCUCCCCGCAUUGGAAGCCAAUGUACGGAAUAAUCAUCCCGCCCUCGCUCGUCAUGUCCCCCAACAUGUCGAUGGCUACGGGUCACUUGUUAGAGAUUUCAUCGGAAACGUGGAUCGCCGGUCAAAUGGCUAAACAGAUCGUCGAUCGCAAAGUGUCAUUGUUCUAUGCCAUGGUGCUCGCGUCCAACUGCCUCAUCACGACGUGGGCGCUGCUGUUUCGCAGCUCCGGUCUCAAGAAGACCCUCAUCGGCAUCCUCGACGCGUGCCUGUCGUCCCUGCUUUCGGCGAUCAUCCCCCUCGUGUUGUUUCUGGUGCCCCUGGUCGAAUACAAGGUUUACGGCUCUGGCAACGAAUCGCAUGACUUUACGUGGCUGGCCCAGUCGGUUACAUCUGUCCGGACGUUGAUCGUGUGGACGCCCGUCCAGCCCGUUAUGGUGAUGCUGCCUAGCAUCAUGAACUACCUCGCUUUACAGGCGCUGUCUAAACGAGUACGCACCACGAAGGGGGUGACGCUGCGCAAUGUGCUGGUAACGCCAAUGGAAACCACCCUUGGCCACAGUAGCCCCCUUGGCCACAGUAGUAGGGAGCACCGACGACAGCCUAGCAAUUUUGUACACCCAAUGCUACUUGCUCCAACGGCGUCCAUGAACUCGUCCAUCCCAGCGGCAGGACGAGGUUUUAGCUCCAUCGGCAACUCGAUUCAGUCGUACGUCGCGUCCAAAACACAAGCAUUUACCUGGCAUCAAGAGCACGAAUAUGUGCUGCGGUGUGUGAUUGUGCUCAGCGUUUUGUGGGGACUCGCGGUGGUUGCGGUGGCGGUAACCGCGGAAUUCUACAGGCUCCCGUGCCCCCCGGGCUGCAUACUGGACUCGGCUCCGUGGUUCUCACGGUCUUGCAAUUGCAUCUACUUUCGAUGGACGUGCAACUCGUCCAACUAUGACGACGUGUUGGACGAAUACAUCAAUGCCACCGAUCUCGGGCAAAACCUCCUCUUUUUGCACAUCCGAAAGUGCGGGCUACGCCAAGGUUUGGCGGCGGAGACAAUGUACCAAUUUCAAUCGCUGUAUGCAUUUCACUUUGAAUUCACAAGCAUGCAACAGUGGAACAUCCCAAGCUCCGCGAUCCCAAACACAGUGAUCGUGGCCCUUAUUCGGCACAGCUUAUUGGACCACGUGCCACUUGCGUUGCAAACUCCGGGCCCCAGCCUCCGAUCUAUCUUCCUUGUGGGGUCCCCCCUUCAAAACAUUCCAAAUGCCAUCUUUAACAACUGGCAGCACCUGAACUCGCUGUGGCUGAGCUCGACCAACUUGACGGAGUUUCCACUACCGGUGCUGCAAAUGCAAGACUUGGAAGUGUUGGCGCUCGACUCGAAUCACAUCAGUACCAUCCCACCCGAGCUGCAUUUGCUGCCAAAUUUGUACUGGGUAUAUCUCGACUCGAACAACAUUUCAGUCUUUCCCGACUCGCUCGUCACGGCCCGCCACGGCAUUUACCUCUACCUGAACCACAACCCCAUCGAGUUCAUCUCAGACGACGUGGUAGCUCAAUUGGACCCGUGGUAUGUGGACAUCUCGUCGACCGUGUAUUGUCAACAACGUCAGCUCCCCCUGCUGUGCACAUCGGAUUGCUCUGAAAGCUGCAGCCAUGCUGAUUGGGGGAAUUACUUUUGUGACCCCGAGUGCAACUCGACUACGUGUCAGUACGACAAAGGCGACUGUGCCUUUUGACAAGUGUUACCAACCCCAUGGUGGGCUUUCCACUGGCUUCUUGAAUAAUUGAACCACACCAGUUGGCCACGAUUAAUAUGGGGCGGCGUACAGUUGUGCCUAACUUAAUGUCUACCCGACCACGAAUACACCAACGUUGAAC